Messenger RNA from Paramuricea clavata, 405 nucleotides. Lineage: Eukaryota; Metazoa; Cnidaria; Anthozoa; Malacalcyonacea; Plexauridae. The record is from the annotation of a GenBank genome assembly.
GCCAAUCUUGUGAUAACUUUGGAGCGUACACUCCACAAUUUUCCAUGGUUAUCUCCUCCAACUGUCGACAAAAAAAUCACAAUAAAUUCUAAGGAUCGAGAUACACGACCGUGGUUCACGAAGUUGUGGGAAGCGGUAUAUGAAGAAGAAGUAGACGAUGUAGUGACUAAUGUCACAGAAAAGGAGGAAAAGUUAAAUACAAUCGAAGAGAAAUUGAACGUCUUAUCGGAAAAAUAUGAAAUCAGAGAAAAGAACACUCAGGAACAAGUGAAACAUCUUUCGGAGGUCGGUGAAGCCAGAUGUAAGAAAAUUGAAGAACAAUUAAGCAAGAUUCAAACGAUGUUAGAAAUGAUGAAAAGUAAUGUUGGGCCAGUUGACAAUCAAUGUAAGAAUACUCAUAAGUGA